Messenger RNA from Teleopsis dalmanni, 4047 nucleotides. RefSeq names its product ubiquitin conjugation factor E4 B (gene Ube4B). The transcript is spliced from 12 exons. The record is from RefSeq and is a predicted model, not a curated record. Lineage: Eukaryota; Metazoa; Arthropoda; Insecta; Diptera; Diopsidae. The coding region runs from base 395 to 4003 and encodes 1202 amino acids. Gene Ontology annotation, cellular component: nucleus; cytoplasm; ubiquitin ligase complex. Gene Ontology annotation, molecular function: ubiquitin-ubiquitin ligase activity. Gene Ontology annotation, biological process: protein polyubiquitination.
CACUAUCCCUUGUUGGGUUUUAUUUAGCAAUUGGUAUCGGAGUCAAUUAAUUGAAUGAAUGCUAGUGAAUGUUGUGUUUGGCUGAUAUGUGAAAUAUCUAGAAAAUUACUCAGGGCAAAUGUAAAUCGCAUUAAUACGUAAAUAAAAAAGUCUGAUCAAGAAAAUCCAACCGUUGCGGUGUUCAGAGAUUAUCGUUUAAUAAAAACGGGAUAUUUAAUUAGUUCAAAGAAAAUUUUCUAUAUUCGUGUCUGCAGCAAGUAACUGUUAAAACGAAAAUAUUUAUGCAAACCCAAAAAACUCAAGUGUAUCAAUGUUAAAAUAUUAAGCAAUAACAUCAAGUUAAAAAAUUUUUAUUCAAUAAAUUUUAUAAAGAAAAACAAAUAAUUUUAGUAUUAUGGAAGAAAAAUCAAGUUAUCAGACUGAACUGACGCCGGAAGAGAUACGCGCACGAAGAUUACGGACCUUAGCGGCAACAAGUUUAGCUAAAACUAAUUCGACUACCGAGCCAAAACGAGAAGCAGCUGUAGUAGAGACUGUUCGUCCAACAAAUGUUUCACAUACAUCACGUUUACUACGUUGUCCAGUAGAGCCAAAAAACAAUUCACAGCAAAUUGUUAAAACUACAGACACCAAUGAGCUUCCACAGAAGAUGGAUGUUGACACUGAUAUCACAAUACCAAAAAACUUAGAUGUGUUGACACCAAAUCUUAAAUCAGAUUCAGUGAGCUCUGUGCCGUCUCUUUUAUUACAAACGUCGCCAGACGCAAAGACAGAUAAGAAUGCAUAUAUUGAAUGUAUGCAAGUAAAUGAAGAACCUCCACUUGAAGUUAAAACAGAAACAAGAGAAAGUGCAAAUGCACGUUUAGAGAUGAUGAUCUCUAAAAUUCUUAAUGCUACUUGGAAUGAAAAUUGCGUUGGUGUUAUAAUAUGUCCCCAAACUGCCGCCCUUCUUGAAGAUUAUCCAUAUUUACGUUACAAUUUCGAUUUUAUUAUUUCAACAAUUUUAAUGGAAAGCUUGCAAAAGGUAAUUAAAAGCGAUGAUUACGGCGAUGAAAACAGAUCUCAUAUGAGUGAUGAUCGCGCUAAUGGUAGUGACAUUAACGGCUCCACACCGAAAAAAAUUAAAAGUGAUGAUUCUGAAAUACAAGAAAUACUUUCAAAGGCUGCAGCAUCGGUCAAUAGUAAUACAUUUGACACUGAUGCUAAUUUCCCCACUACUUCACGUGGCUUUACUAGUGUUGGAAGCUUUGCUACUGGUUCCAGCGCUGGAAAUGGAAUUGGCUUAUGCCCUACACCGUAUCCAAACCUUUCAACUUCACAAAUAAAAGCAUUAUUGUAUCUAACCAAAGCGUUUAAACAUUAUAGCGAUUCUAAAGAUUUAUAUUCUGCAAAUCAUGGAGAACCAAUAUCUCCAUAUGAUAAACUAACUGAAGAAAUAUUUUCAUUGAUUAUGGACAAUAUAACACACUCUACAAUAUUGGUGCUAUCAGGUUGUUUAUUUACAACAUCGUCUGAUAUAAUCGAUCAAUCAUGUUUCUUAGAAUUUUUAUAUCAAGAACGCUUCCCUGAAGAAUUACUACGAUUGGUAGUAACAGAGUGCUAUCUCAAACAAAAUGCACUUUUUCAGAAAAUUUUUAGCAAAGUAUUGCGAGGAUUAUUUAUUGGAAUGCAACGAAAUAUAUGUACAACCAACAUUUGUACUCAACAAAUUGAAGUUUUAACGAAGUUGGCUACAAUCAAAGUUGGUUCAUCGCGGCCUUUAUGCGAUUUAAUGGUAGCACAACCAAAUUUCUUACCUACUACUUGCUCUGAAAUACCUGGCCGAGAGAUUGUAAAGUGCAGUUAUUUGGGUCCUUUCCUAUCAGUUUCAAUAUUUGCGGAAGAAAAUGUUAAAUUUGCAGAUACGCAUGGUAAAAGUAGUAUUUUAGCCAUUAACUCGACAAAAUUUCGUUGGCAACUGCAACACAUGCGUUUUCUAAUGUAUUCUGUGUUCCAUUCAUUAUUGGUUAAUACAAGUAGUCGUUCUAUAACCAUGGACUAUAUAGCUAGAAUAUUACGUUUUAAUGAGCGUCGUGCACAGUUUGCUUGCGAAGAAAAAAUGUUGGCACGUGAUGGAUAUAUUAUCAAUUUAAUGAACAUCUUGCAACAACUUUCAGUCAAAAUAAAAUUAGAUCGUAUCGAUCCAGUAUUUCCGUUUUAUAAAGAUUCAAUGGUUUCUAUUGAUAACGAUACAAAGCUACGCUUCACAGAGCAGGAGUAUAAGGAAUUUGUUGAAAAAAAAUAUGCCAACUCUGAGCACACCGACAACUUUCAAACGCAAUGUUGGUUUUUAACGUUGCAAGCGCAUCACUUGGGCUUUAUGCCUGCUAUUCAACGCUAUCGUCAAAAGGUGCGUGCAAUAAAAGAACUGCAGAAACUAAUUGAUGAACUUGAUCGCACAAAAUCACACUGGGAAAACACUUCAUAUGCCAAAAGAAAUAAGCAAUUUCGUGAUCGUUGGCUUAAACAACUUAAAAAACUAGCACGUUCAAAACUGUGUAGUGAAGUAUGUUUAUUGGAUUCAAAACUCUUGGGUACGUGCAUGACAUUUUAUUCGACUGUUUGUGAAUAUUUGCUGCACCAAAUGGAAGGAAGAAAGAUUACAGGUUCUUUUGUAUCGGAAACGAACCCGCAACUAUUGAAGCCAAACGAUGAAUUUUGUGCACUGCCUGAAUGGUAUGCUGAUGAUAUUGCUGAGUUUAUAUUAUUUGCUAUGCAGCAUGUCUCGACUGAAAUGCGUCAUUAUAUUGACCAUUCAAUUUUAACAUGGCUGCUUACAACUGUUUGUGCGCAGCAUCUUAUCAAAAAUCCAUAUGUCACUGCCAAACUAAUUGAGGUACUAUUCGUAUUUUCAUUAGGUUCGCCAAACGUACUGUACACAUCGAUGUGGUACCAUGAGCUGUCCCAAACUGUUUUAUGUAGUUCACUUAUGAAGUUUUAUGUUGACAUUGAAACCACUGGACAGAGCACUGAAUUCUACGAUAAAUUUACUAUAAGAUAUCAUAUCAGUCACUUAUUUAAAGCAAUGUGGGAUAAUCCGAUACAUCGUCAAGUUAUGAUAACUGAAUCAAAAUCUGGCAAUCAAUUUGUAAAAUUCAUCAAUAUGCUUAUGAAUGACACAACAUUCCUUUUGGAUGAGUGUCUCGAAAAUCUUAAGCGAAUACAUCAAACUCAAGUUUUAAUGCAAAAUGAAGAAGUUUGGGCAAAAUUAGAACCAGAACGACAACAAAAUCGUCUCUCACAAUUGGCAACUGAUGAACGUCAAUGUCGAUCUUAUUUAACUCUUGGACGUGAAACAGUUGAAAUGUUUCAUUAUUUGACGCAUGAUAUAAAGGAGCCAUUUAUGCGUAAUGAACUUGUUGACCGUUUAAGUUCUAUGCUGAAUUUCAAUCUGCAACAGUUGUGCGGCCCGAAGUGUAAUGAUUUAAAGGUUAGAAAUCCCAUAAAAUAUGGGUGGGAGCCUCGACGUUUGCUUGGACAAAUAUUCGAUAUAUAUAUACAUCUACAUUGUGAUAGAUUUGCUGAAUCAUUAGCCGCAGACGAACGAUCCUUUCAAAAACACUUAUUUGAUGAUGCCGCCAAUCGUAUCGAACGUUUACGAAUACGUUCAGCUGUUGAAGUUGAGAAAUUUCGAACACUUAUUAAUAAGGCACAUGAUAUCUAUGUAGCAAAUCAAAAGGCAGAAGAUGAAUGUGCUGAAGCGCCCGAUGAAUUUAGGGAUCCUUUAAUGGAUACUUUAAUGACUGAUCCAGUUAUUCUACCCUCUGGUACUAUUAUGGAUCGUUCCAUUAUAACACGACAUUUGCUUAAUAGCAGUACUGAUCCAUUUAAUCGGCAACUACUUACUGAAGAUAUGCUCGUGCCAAACGUUGAAUUGAAGCAGCGUAUAGAGGAAUGGCGCAAAGAGCAGCGCACCAAGAGGCAACAGGAUCAAAACUUACAGCUUAAUAAUAAGACCAGUUAAAAAAACGCAAAUUUAUUUCAAAUUAUAUUAUAUUAUUAAUUUAA